CGAAGCACACACUGAGGCUAUGUAGGAAUUCUGCUUGUAACUGCGCCUUGUAAAUAGUUCAUUUCUAUCGUGAUUUUCUGUAUUCAACUUAUUACAGUUUGAACUUUUAAAAGACUCUCCAAGCAAAAGUAGCCUACGUGGGCCAUCAGGACUAUUCCAUAGCAAUCCACAGUAUGGAUGCUGGCGAGCAAGGACCCGCACUUUCCGCCCAGGCAGAGAAGGAGAACAUAGGACUUGCAGCCCCCUCCUCGCAACCUCAUCAUCCACACCCAGCAGCAGCAGCCCCCCAGGGCCAGGCCAGGCCACUGUGCCGAUUCUACUCCCAGGGCAGGCACUGCCACUGGGGCAAGAGGUGCCGCUUCCUGCACCAGAGGAGCCAGGCAGAUGAGGCCAAGCAGGCGCUGAGUACCCUGGAGAACAAGCCCCCCAUUGGGGCAGACAGCCAGCCAGAGCAGGGCCAGGGUCCAGGAGAACCGCAGCCUGUGGCCUCUGGAGCACAGGACUCAGCUGCUAGACAAGAGACGUGCCAGGCCUUAGGUGCCUUCAGGUCUGGUCAGUCGAGGGAGCAGCUGCAGCAUAAGCAACCACAACAGCAACAACAUCAACGCCAUCAUCAUCAGCUGCCACAACAUGGUAAGCAGCAGCAGCAGCAGCAUCAACACAAUCAGGAGAAACCGCAGCAGCAGCAGCAGCAUCAGCAGCAUCAGCAGCAUCCAAGACCGCCACCGCCACGUCAGCAACCAAACAGGAAGCCAUGCCGCUACUUCCUCUCCGGCUACUGUGCCAUGGAGGACAGGUGCCGCUUUGCCCACCCAGACCGCUUCCCGCCAGUCACAGACCAGCACCCACUGCCACCACCACCCUCCACCGAGACCAACAAUGUCGGGGCAAACCAUGUCAGACCGAGUCCUAGGCCCAGGGUCCCUGUGGGCCGUCCCCAGCCCCCGGGGCAGCAGCAGGAGGUGAAGCUGAGCGAGCUGACGGAGGACCUGGCUACACAGCUGCGCUCCACAGAGCUCCAGCAGCUCACCAAGCGCUUCCCCAGGGAGAAGCUCAUCGUGCAGGAGAGGGAGGACGGCCAGGUCACUUACUACCGGGCCACCGUACAGCCCACAGACCCCGACUGGCCUUUCGAUCUGAAGGAUUUGGACAUCAUGGUUUGCUUUCCCGACAAUUAUCCGCAAGAGGUGUUUACAAUAGAAGUCCCACUGGACCAAGACCUGCCUUCUGUCAUGGGAAGGCAUGUGCAGCAGGCGUCCACAGAGUGGCUCCAGGCCAAGCACGCCACCAACCAGCUGAUGGGGAAAGUGGAGCUGCUCUUCAGGCCCUUUCUACGCUGGCUGGACCGCAGCAUGGAGAGGCUCUUCACCGAGGGGGCCAGGAAGCUGAAGAAGGAUGUGGAGGCGGAGAGAGCCGGCAUCCAGUUCGUGCCUUACGAGCAGCUCCAGGCGGCCGUGUUAAAGCAGGACCCCCAGUUCUCGUCCACAUCCGGCCCAGACGCCUCCCCAGACUCCCCCACCGCCUCAGAGCAAGGGGGGCUGGAGGACAGAGACCAGGCUGGAGCAGGGAGCGACGAUGAUGAAGAGGAAGAUGAGGAUGAAGAGGACGAAGAGGAUGAGGAUGAGGAGGAGGAUGAGGAGGGCAACAGUCGGAAGGUGGAGAACGUGAAGAGCGGCGAGCGGAGGAAGGGGACGGAGGUGAAGCUCCUGGGGCUGAGGCUGGGGGAGGGGACGGCCACCGUGGUGGCACGACAGCUCACCGUCUCACUGCAGUGCAGCAGGUGUAAGGUGGCGUCGGACCUGACUCUGAGCGGGCGGCUGGCGUGUACUGCCCAGUGUGAGAAGUGUGGAGCGGGCAUCAGCGCUGCCUUCAGACCCAGCAUGCUGCACGCCUACAGUGAUGUGCUGGGCUAUCUGGACCUCAAUGGGGUGGUGCCUGUGGACCUGGUGCUGCAGGAGGCGGAGCUGGCUGUGGGAUGCCUCAACUGCAAUCAAGAAGACACAGUACAGAAUGUGGCAUAUGGUCAGAAUAAGGAGACGAACUGUCAGCAGUGCCACAGUAAACUCAGCAUCUUCGUGGAGAGCACUCGCUUCCAACUCAUACAGCCACACACCAGGAAACCCACAGGGCAGUCAACACAGCCGUUUCGGCGGCACAGAGACCCUGCCAUCCAGGGUGGGAAACCCCUACCAGACAAAGGGGCCUGCAGGCAUUACAAGCAGAGUCAUCGCUGGCUUAGGUUUCCGUGCUGUGGCAGGGCGUACCCAUGUGACGUGUGCCAUGACGAGGACCAGGACCAUCCCAUGGAGCUGGCAACCAGGAUGAUCUGCGGACACUGUGCCAAGGAACAGCCCUUCAGUAACGGGCGUCCGUGUGUGAGCUGUGGAGGCCUGAUGACCAGGCUAGCUCACAGCAGCCACUGGGAGGGAGGACUCGGCUGCAGAAACAAAGUCAAGAUGAACAGGAAUGACCGUCAGAAGUAUGCAAAUACAAAUAAAACCAUAUCGAGGAAAUCUACUGCUGCCAAGAAGUGAGUCUUUCAAGAGACUCAUCUCCGGAUACUAUUACCAUCACAUUUCAUUUCGUUGUGAACUGUGUGAUUUCUUGCCAAAAUAAAUUGAAGCUUUACCGGCA
This is a messenger RNA of Engraulis encrasicolus (European anchovy), 2634 nucleotides long. RefSeq lists its product as uncharacterized. The coding region runs from base 174 to 2534 and encodes 786 amino acids. Gene Ontology annotation, cellular component: nuclear envelope. Gene Ontology annotation, molecular function: nuclear export signal receptor activity; zinc ion binding. The transcript has 15 exons. The record is from RefSeq and is a predicted model, not a curated record. NCBI's taxonomy places the organism in Eukaryota, Metazoa, Chordata, Actinopteri, Clupeiformes, Engraulidae.